Messenger RNA from Penicillium alfredii, 303 nucleotides. Its product is annotated as Dabb family protein. The transcript is spliced from 4 exons. The record is from RefSeq and is a predicted model, not a curated record. NCBI's taxonomy places the organism in Eukaryota, Fungi, Ascomycota, Eurotiomycetes, Eurotiales, Aspergillaceae. Bases 1 to 303 code for a protein of 100 amino acids.
AUGCCGGUCUAUCACAUUGUCCUCUUCCGCCUCAAGCCCGGGGUGACACCCGCUCAGUUGUCGACCUGGUCACAAACCUGCCAGGCCAUGGUAGGCAAGAUUCCAGGGCUUUUGUCUAUGCAAACAAACGCCCCGCUGCCGAUUUCGGUUCCCCGCGCGAAGGGGUUCGAUAUGGGACUGGUGGCAGUCUUGGAGACCGCGGAGCAUGUCGCGACGUAUGGGUUGCAUCCGGCGCAUUUAGAGGUCCACAAGAUGCGCGAGGAGUUAUGUGAAGAUACCCUGGCCUAUGAUCUGGAAUUUUGA